AUGCACCAGGAGAUACACAGAAGCGUCAGCCAGCAGUUCAUAUGUGGGUAUGGACCCCAUCCUGCAAUUGCAAACCCUGUUUACGAUCCAGAAGCCAUUGAAUAUCAGCCACGGGCGAUAGGCUUUGGAUCGACAAUUGCACGACCGAAUUCAGCAUUCGAAGCCGAAGGUUAUGGACAUCCAAAUGAAGGAUACGUGCAAAGCGAACCUAUUACACCCGUUAUCAUGAGAGGCCAAGGACAGUCUAGAACUGACAAAGAAAGGCAAUCAAAAAGCGCUGACGAACCACAAAAAGCAAAGAACCACGAAAAGAAAAUUCCAGUUUUCACCAUUUUAAAAAGAAUUUUCUCUGCGUUGCUAAUUAUUGGAGACCUCUUCAUAGAUUGGACGUCCUUCGCUGAUGUGAUAAUGGGAACGACUUCUGAUGAAAAUUCACUAAAGAACAAUACAAAGUUUGUUUUUUCUUUUCCAACAAUAGACGAAGCAGUAGCUGUAAUAAACAACAAUAGAACAGAGAUAGGUGAAGGUGAGUUUUAAGUUUAACAUCUUUGCAUGUAGAAUUCUUCUGCAUCUAGUGGUUCAGAU
Molecule: messenger RNA, 585 nt
Organism: Mercenaria mercenaria
Lineage: Eukaryota; Metazoa; Mollusca; Bivalvia; Venerida; Veneridae
Exons: 2
Coding region: 1-537 (178 amino acids)
Source: RefSeq, a predicted model, not a curated record